AUGGCAGGAAGCAACCUCCCACAGGAUGAACAGACAGUGACUAUUCUGCUCCUCGGAGAUCCGGGAUGUGGUAAAACAACAUUUCUAUCGAGCUUGAAGUCCAAUCUUCGUAGACACCAAGGACAGACAACUAGUCAAGGGAAUAUUGAGGAAACCCUUCUACGGGACAGUGACCAGCCGUUUAUCUAUGAAAUUCGCUUCUCCAAGAAGUCAUUUAAACUUGAAGUAUAUGACACCGCAAGUCCCAACCAACAUUGGUCUACCUUGCAGCCUGAUGUUAUACUUCUGGCAUUUGACAUCUCGAAUAGAGAUACACUGAACAAUCUUCGCAAUUGGCGAAAUGAUAUCACCAGGUACUUCCAGAACGGUUAUGGUGAACGCAUACCCAUUAUGUUGAUAGGGUUGAAGAGAGAUCUUAGGGUGGAAUGUGAGGGGAUUAUAUAUCCUCAAGAGUCGUAUCGGAUUGCGCAGGAACUCCGAUGUGAUCGGUAUGCGGAGUGCUCUGCUGUCACUGGGGAACUCUUACGAGAGACGUUUGAAGAUAUUGCGCGGCUUGCUGGAAUGACGACUACGGCGGCUGGGGGCCAAACUGCCGGCGCUUGUGUUAUUCUUUAG
This is a messenger RNA of Aspergillus tubingensis, 615 nucleotides long. Its product is annotated as putative Rho-like small GTPase. Lineage: Eukaryota; Fungi; Ascomycota; Eurotiomycetes; Eurotiales; Aspergillaceae. Gene Ontology annotation, molecular function: GTP binding; GTPase activity. Bases 1 to 615 code for a protein of 204 amino acids. The record is from RefSeq and is a predicted model, not a curated record. The transcript has 4 exons.